This is a messenger RNA of Physcomitrium patens, 2259 nucleotides long. The record is from RefSeq and is a predicted model, not a curated record. Lineage: Eukaryota; Viridiplantae; Streptophyta; Bryopsida; Funariales; Funariaceae.
AAAUCAGAAUCAAAUCUGCUUGCAAUGGAUGCUGCCGGUAGUUGCUAAAGGUUGAACCGGAUCGAGGAGGGACCAUGAAGUACGUGAAGUAAUACACGCUCCGGCGUCGUAACGAGUACAGGAAUGUACAUGUCGCAAGGCAGUUGGCGAAGAGAACAAAAGUUGGAGAUACUAGUCCCGCAUUUCUUUCAACUUCCUACCUUUGUCACUUCUCUCCAGUCGAACGUCAAGGGUUACCAUGAUCUACAGAACUUCAAGUAGCGCCUGAAAACGCCGCCUUAAUAUUAAUGCCAUACUUUUACUUCACCGUUGCGUUCAGUGAUUGAUUCCAGACUCUUGUGAAGACUAUCCAAACUUUAUCUGCUGUCUUGUCUGUGUCGGAGAAAUACGUUGAAGAGUGCUUUGUCCUAGGCCUCGGUAAUUUUAGAAAUUAGACCAAAGCUACUGUAGGCGCUGAAAGAAAAUUUGAGGUGUACAGAAUUGUGGUAACUGGGAAUACUCAUGUGCACAAGACUUGUAUACUCAGAAAUGAUCUGUUGGAAAAGUCACAGUAAUCUGCGUGUAGGACAUAGGAAAUAGGUUUCUCUUUGGCGGCUAUAUGGAAAGGCACGUAUAAAAGUGACUGGUGUUUGCGCUUCAUUGAAUGUUGGCAGGGAUCUGUUUGCUAUUACAACUUGGAUGCGUGCUUGUUCGUGAUGGAACAGUAGCAAUAUAACUAGAAAACGGUGUCAAUUUGAGAGUGUGAGGUCAUCCUCUUGAACAAGCGAAGCCCGCAUUCUCAUUCAAAAUCCCGUUAAAGCGUCCAAUCUGCCAAGACCUACCUCUGCUGCUUCAAAAUGAAUCCACCUCUACUUGCAGGAAGUGGCUGCACAAGAAUCCUGACCAUUCUCGCGGCCAUAGUGGCAGCUGCAACCUGCUGCAGCGCGGCGACAUGCUCGUCAGAGUCUUUGAAAGCUUUACUGGAAUUUCGAAAAGAAUUUAUUGACCCGAGCGGCAAAGUUUUCUCUACCUGGAACGAAACCGUUAGUGAUUGCUGCGCAUGGAAGGGGCUUACAUGUCAAAACGAGAUGUUGGUGGUGUUGGAUGUGGAGGGGCCAUCUGGGACAGGGUCAGACUUUGUGACAAGUAACAAGAGCUACUCGAGCAAGCCGGGCCACAGUCUGUCGAAGCUCAAAGACCUGCAGACGCUGAGGUUGAAGAACAUCUUGUUCAGCUCCAAGAUCCCAUCUCAAUGGAGCUCCUUUUCUGAUAGCUUGGUGGAGUUGACAGUCAACAAUUGCGACCUCCAGGGCUCCAUUCCCUCCGGAUUAGCCAGCAACAUCCACUUGAAAUCGCUCGACCUCAUGUCAAACAACCUGAAGGGAGGAAUUCCUAGCAAACUAUGCAACCUGAAGGAACUGAAGUAUUUAGACCUCUCCUACAAUGAGCUUAACACUAGCACAGUCCCCGAUUGCAUGACCAGUGGGCGCGGCUACACCAUGAAUGUCAGUUAUGGGCAUCAGAGCCACAAUUCGGGGACCGGAUCCCCUCAGUCUGCUCCGAGCGGUGGUGGGAGUGCCUCUUCCCCAUCUUCCUAUGGUACUAGCGGGGGUGGAGCAACGAUACUUGACAAGUCCAAGGAUAAUGCGCUUCUUCUCUCGGCUGUCGCUUCAAUUGCAAUCUACUGCUUAGUUUGAGCAGCACUGCACUCUUGCGCCCUCCCACAAAUCCCCACUAUAUUAUCCCACUCACUGUAUAAUCUGUGGCAUCAUACUGUGAUCUGAACGUCGGCGAAUUCUGUUUGAAGUCGAGUCGAAGUUCCGCGCUGACGAUCGAGGUGGAUUUCAGCUCUACAUUCAUAUUUUUGUGAUUUGUAUUCUGUUCAUGUCAAGAAGCUCGAACUCGCUGCAUUCGCAGCACAUCUUGAAGUACCUUUUAAAGAAUGCGUGAUGCGAGGGUUAAUUGAAGACUAAUAGAAGACUACAGAUGCGGUGACGUUCUUUGUUCUUCUUCGAUCUUUGUACAAAAAGUGCACAUUAUACUGAAAUGUUUUUAUCGUCUCAUAAUAGAAAUUCUUACAUACUUUGUCCAUGUCAGCCUAGUAUUCAGUGCUUGAACUGAGAUCAGCCUUUACCUUCUCCAGAAACUGGCUCUGCAGCAGCUCACUGAAGCUGCAAAUAAGAACUGGGAGCUCACUACUAUUCAAUGGGAGUCUCAAAUCCUAAUAAUCCUGCGCAUACAUGUGGUGUAAAAAUAAUAAAAAUGAUUAUUUGCGUAGGA